CAAACACUCAAAUAUCAUAGCAUAGGAAUACUACAAUCUCAAAUGGCUGAUCUCAAGCCACGCGAUACCAUUACUACUUGCUUGAAUGACAUCACGAGAGACGAGACGAAUGGCGUCGCGGGCCUCGUAUUCGUCGCCAUCGAUAAGCAUGGCGAACAAAUCGCAGCUCAAGCAUCUGGAACGAUCGGGCUUGACAUCAAAGAACCAAUGACAACAGAGACAGUUUUCUGGAUCGCAUCUUGUACCAAAGUUCUCACGGUCAUCGCAUGUCUGCAGGCUGUUGAGAAACAACAGUUGGCAUUGGAUGACCACGAGCAAGUAUACAACCUCUGUCCCGAGCUGCGAGCUGUCAAGGUCCUUCAGGACGACGGUAGUCUUGUGGACAAGAAGCAGGACAUCACGCUACGCAGGCUCUUGUCUCACACAGCAGGCUUUGGAUAUGAGUUCUCAAACGAUAAACUAUUACGAUACGGCCGACCGGUCGGGUUCGAUGUGUUUCAUGCCGACAUGAAGACAAUCCUCGCCAUGCCUCUUGUGAACCAGCCCGGCGAGACAUGGGAAUACGGCAUCAAUGUCGACUGGGCCGGCAUCAUGCUUGAGCGGGCUACCGGCGUGCGCCUGAACGAUUUGAUUCAAAGAGAUAUAUGCCGACCGCUCGGGCUCCACGCUCUGAGCUUGCUCCCAGGUCCAGAGAUGGUUGCGAAGCUAGCACACAUGCACCAGCGCUGGCCAGGUAACUCUCACAUAGAAACUCGAGACCAUCUCUAUCGAGAACCACUCCUGGCUGCAAAUGAUACAGAUAAGGAUCGUCUAUUCCACUCUGGAGGUGCCGGCGGUUUCGCUACACCCGCGAACUUCGUUCAAGUCCUGGCUGUGCUUCUCAACAAUGGCGAGCAUAGUCAAACAGGAGCACGUAUACUCAAGCCUGAGACUGUAGAUCUGAUGUUCGAGAAUCAAAUUCCACACUUGCCCGAUUUCGCUCGGGUGCCUUCUCCAGCGUCAAAGCCGGAGAUCGCCAAUGCAUCGCAGGAGACAUAUCCACAAGAAGGCAAUCCACCGCAAGGUUGGAGCUUCGCCGGUUUCUCGAUUCAGGAGCCUGGCGCGUCACUGCGCGGCAGAGGCACUGUGUGGUGGGCCGGAAUUGCCAAUUUGUUCUGGUGGUGCGAUCGUGAGAAUGGCGUGGCAGGGAUGAUCGCCUCGCAAAUCAUGCCCUUUGGCGAUCUCGAUGUGAUAAACGCGUGGUCGUCCUGCGAAUCAGUGGUAUAUGAGUUGAUGAUGUCUAAGACUAGCUGA
Molecule: messenger RNA, 1293 nt
Organism: Dissoconium aciculare CBS 342.82
Lineage: Eukaryota; Fungi; Ascomycota; Dothideomycetes; Mycosphaerellales; Dissoconiaceae
Product: beta-lactamase/transpeptidase-like protein
Exons: 3
Coding region: 43-1293 (416 amino acids)
Source: RefSeq, a predicted model, not a curated record